Molecule: messenger RNA, 3491 nt
Organism: Dicentrarchus labrax (European seabass)
Lineage: Eukaryota; Metazoa; Chordata; Actinopteri; Moronidae
Product: NACHT, LRR and PYD domains-containing protein 12-like
Exons: 8
Coding region: 69-3077 (1002 amino acids)
Molecular function (GO): protein binding
Source: RefSeq, a predicted model, not a curated record
GUCUUCAUCAUGAAGGGAUUCAACUGUCAGUCUGAAGAGAAUCAACGAGACUUCAGUUAGGGGAAAAGAUGGGAGCCACAAUGACAAAAGAGGUCCUGUUGAGCACUCUGGACGACCAGAGCAAUACACUUCCUGUGGAGGUGACCAAACAGGUUUCAAACAACAGGAAUGAUCUACUGCAGAGUUUGGAACCAAAAGGGUCGGUGGAUGUCAAUGAUGUUGGAGAGACUUCAGAGAACAGAGGACCUUCCUCCUCUCAGAGUGAAGCUGCUGUAUUCUCUGAUGGGAUUGUUCCAGUACCAGAACCACAACACAUCUCAUAUUACCAACAAAAGUUUCAAACGAACAUUAAGACUAAAUUUAUGUGUGCACAAGAGGGGUGGAUGGAGAAGAAGGAUAAGCAACCUCUGGUCGAUAUCUACACAGAACUGUACAUCACAGCUGGAGGUGACAUACACAUCAACGAACAGCAUGAGGUCAGACAGACUGAGGUGGUGGGGAGGCGAUCAGAAACAGAGACACCAAUUAAACCCAGUGACAUAUUCAAACCCCCCUCUGGACAAACAAGAGCCAUAAGAACAGUGCUGACCAGGGGAAGUGAAGGAAUUGGCAAAACAUUUCUUGUGCUCAAGUUUGUGUCAGACUGGUCUGAAGGAAGAGCCAAUCAAGAUGUGCAUCUCAUAUUCCCCUUCACCUUCCGCCAGCUGAAUUUAUUGAAGGGAAAAAAGUUCUGUCUGGCAGAUCUCAUUCAUAAAUGUAUCAGGGAGACCAAACACAUCCCAGAAGAAGCACUGAAUCACAUCUUUACAACACUGCAGUCAUCAGGAAACACCAACUAUGACAGAAGUAAAUUCAAACUUCUGUUUGUUUUGGAUGGACUGGAUGAGAGCCGCCUUCAACUGGACUGCUCUACCAGUAAAACCCAGGACACAGACUUUGAUGUGACAAAGUCGACCUCAGUGGAUGUGCUGCUGUCAAACCUCAUAAAAAAAAAUCUGCUUCCCUCUGCUCGCCUCUGGAUAACCACACGACCUGCAGCAGCCAAUCAGAUCCAUUCUGAUUUUAUUGACAUAGUGACAGAGGUCAGAGGGUUCACUGACCCACAGAAGGAGGAGUACUUCCGGAAGAGGUUCACAGAUGAGGAGCAGGCCAGCAGAAUCAUCUCCCACAUCAAGACAUUACGAAGCCUCCACAUCAUGUGCCACAUCCCAGUCUUCUGCUGGAUCACUGCUAUAGUUCUGGAGGGUGUGUUGAAGACCAGAGAGGGAGGAGAGCUUCCCAAGACCCUGACUGAGAUGUAUGUAGAAUUCCUGGUGUUUCAGAUUCAUCAGACAAAAGAGAAGUAUGGCCAAGAACAGUGCGUUCAGUACAUUAAGUCAUUAGCAAAACUGGCUUUCCACCAGCUGGAAAAGGGCAACUUGAUCUUCUACGAGAAAGAUCUGAAAGAGAGCGGCAUUGAUGUCAGAGGAGCCUCAGUGUGCGCAGGAGUGUUCACAGAGAUCUUUAAAGAGGAACAUGGGAAGAAGAAGGAUGAAGACAAGAUGUUUAGUUUCGUCCAUCUGAGUGUUCAGGAGUUUUUGGCAGCUUUAUAUGUGGAGAUGUCGCUCGUCAACAGGAACAAGAAUGUGAUGUCUAAGCUUGCAGAAACUGUUGGCGAACAUCUGCAAGCCUUUUUUAAAACAACAGCAGUCCACAGGUUUGCUAUUGACAAGGCCUUACAGAGUCCAAAUGGACACCUGGACUUGUUCCUCCGCUUCCUCCUGGGUCUCUCUCUUCCAAACAAUCGGACCAAACUCCCUCAAGGCCUACUGAAAGAAACAACAAGCUCACAGACCAAACAGGAAGUUGAGUACAUUAAGAAGAAGAUCAAUAAGAAUCUGUCACCAGAGAGAACCAUCAAUCUGUUCCACUGUCUGAAUGAACUGAAUGAUCAUUCUCUAGUGGAGGAGAUCCAACAGUACCUGAGUUCAGGAAGUCUCUCCACAGAUGAACUGUCUCCUGCUCAGUGGUCAGCUCUGGUCUUCAUCUUACUGUCAUCAGAAUCAGAUCUGGAUGUGUUUGACCUGAAGAAAUACUCUGCUUCAGAGGAGGUUCUUCUGAGGCUGCUGCCAGUGAUCAAAGCCUCCAACAAAGCUGUGCUGAGUGGCUGUAAUCUGUCAGAGAGAAGCUGUGAAGCUCUGUCCUCAGUUCUCAGCUCCCAGUCCUCCAGUCUGAGAGAGCUGGACCUGAGUAACAACAACCUGCAGGAUUUAGGACUGAAGCUGCUGUCUACAGGACUGAAGAGUCCACACUGUAAACUGGAGACUCUCAGGCUGUCAGGCUGUAUGAUCUCAGAGGAAGGCUGUACCUCUCUGGCCUCAGCUCUGAGAUCCAACCCCUUCCAUCUGAGAGAGCUGGACCUGAGCUACAAUCAUCCAGGAGACUCAAGAGUGAAGCUGCUGUUUGCUGGACUGGAGGAUCCACACUGGAGACUGGACACUCUCAGGGUGGAACACGGUGGAGAGCAGUGGCUGAAACCUGGUCUGAGGAAGUAUUCCUGUGAACUCACAGUGGACACAAACACAGUGAACAGAAACCUUGAACUGUCUGACAACAACAGGAAGGUGACAUUAGUCACAGCGGAGCAGCCAUAUCCUGAUCAUCCAAAGAGGUUUAAUGUCUGGCCUCAGCUGUUGUGUAGAAAUGGUCUGACUGGUCGCUGUUACUGGGAGGUCGAGUGGAGAGGAAGAGUUGAUAUAUCAGUGAGUUACAUACAAAUUAGAAGGAAGGGAGACAGUGUUGACUGCACGUUUGGUGGAAAUAAUCAGUCCUGGAGUCUUUUGUGCUCUGAUGUUGGUGGUCACUCUGUCUGUCACUAUAACAGAAGAACAGAACUCCCCUCUUCCUCCUCCUCCUCCUCCUCUGUCUCUAACAGAGUAGCAGUGUAUGUGGACUGUCCUGCUGGCACUCUGUCCUUCUACAGAGUCUCCUCUGACACACUGAUCCACCUCCACACCUUCAACACCACAUUCACUGAAUCUCUUUAUCCUGGGUUUAUGUUAUGGCCUGGUUCCUCAGUGUAUCUGUGUUCACUGUGACUGUGACACUGAAACACUGCUGUCAAACACACACACACGAACAUUUUCUAAGUCAAACUAACUUUAUUUUGGUGAAUGUAUGUGGUUUUAAAAACCUUGAAAUAUGUUUUCAUCCAGGUUUUUGCAGCAAACGCUAAAUGAUUUUAGUUUUCUAUACUUUUUUCACAUAAAUAAUCAUGUAUAUAAAAUUAAGUAAUUUUUUCAUUCUUGGACAAAUUAAUUCAAACCAACCAACUGACUUUAAUUAAAAUUAGUUAAUGUCACUUGUUAAAGGGACUAAACGGAAGAAAAUGUGGACUUCAGCUUUCAGUUGGUCUCACUAUCCCGGCUGUAUCCUCUCACCAUCAUAUGAUUUUAACUCUAGCUUGUUUCUGACUUUGAAACCUGUGUGGAUUAAAGACAACUGAUACUUCA